Stegodyphus dumicola is the source of this 2305-nucleotide messenger RNA. Its product is annotated as junctophilin-1-like. Gene Ontology annotation, cellular component: junctional membrane complex; plasma membrane; endoplasmic reticulum membrane. The record is from RefSeq and is a predicted model, not a curated record. NCBI's taxonomy places the organism in Eukaryota, Metazoa, Arthropoda, Arachnida, Araneae, Eresidae.
AACAUCACACUACCCAGAACGGCGUGGUGGAGCGAGGAAAGUACAAAAAUAAUGUGCUGUUGAUGUCCGGUGGCAAGAAACAUCUUUUCUCGUUGCGGUCGCCCAAAUUCCGAGAAAGGCUGGAAGCUGCGAUCAACGGUGCCCACAGAGCUUCUCAGAUAGCCCUGCAGAAAGCUGACAUCGCUAUUUCCAGGACAGCGACAGCCAGAGGUAAAGCGGAACAAGCGGACAUCGCCGCCAAGCACGCUAGAACGGAAUCGGACAUCGCCAGAUUAGUUGCCAAGCAGUUUGCGCCAGAAUUCCAACAGCCAGGCACAGGAUUUUUGAAAAGAAAAUUCCCUUCUAGUCAAGAAUCAUCAGAUUUUGGACAUUACCACACUGGUGAGGACUUUUCCCAGCGAACAUUUCACUUUGGAAAUCCAGAAACCGUCGGAUCUUCGAGGGAUCCUUUUCCACAGAAGGCUGAGUUCGACGACGUCCAUCUAAGCCUCCCUCCGGAGCCCAGCAUCCCUCCCGCUCAGUCUGCUCUUCUCGACAUCUUCCGGAACAACCCCGACCGUCGGCCAUCGGCAGCCGGAUUCCUCAGGCGUCCAUCCGCUGCGAACUUCAGACGUCCAUCCGUUGUUGUUGAACACAAACUCGUUCCUUCUUCUUUCGAGCAGCGCUCAGAACCUAUUCCAAACAACCCGACAGGAGACAGGUACCACUACCCGCUGACUGCACAGCAAGUCGUCGACGAACACUUUCGUCACUACUACGAGACCAACCCCAACCAAAGCCCGACGCCCAAGCGAGCCGCCAAAAAGCCGGGCAUCGAUUUGUCGGAAUUGUCCAGAAUAUACGGUAUACCCCUUACCCCUCCCAAGAUGGAGGAUGAAGAAGGUACACCUUUUCUUCCCCAGAGGCGUUCCACCUUGCCCACAGUUCUCGACCAAGUGGAUCAAGAUGGGAUGAGUGGUCUUGGAGACGGGAUGGUGAGGACGGGAUCCUUGUACAGCGCCACACGCAAAAUGGAAGCGUCUUCCAAGAACAGUUCCAUAGCCAGUGCUAGAAAAAAUAGCCUACCCGACAUUAGCAACAUUGGAAGCUCGGAACCCAGAGUUUUGACGAGGGAAACUAUAGCAGUCUUGAGCAGCCAAAGGCGAGAGGCAAUCCGCAGACAGCAGGAAGAGGCAGAACGACUCAGAGCAAAUCCUCUACUUUAUCUAGUCAGUCCAGAAGUGUGGGAUUGGCUGGCAAGUCAACAGUUAGUGAUUCUUGUAGUCGUUAUCAACAUCGCCUUAGGAAUAUUAUUUUUCAAGGUCAUUUUAUAACAAAGGAAAAUGAAAUUUCCGUUUUCUGGUGCUCUCCUUGAAUUCCGAAAUUCCAUCUCAUCGUUUCUAGGACAUAUUUCCUGAACAUCGUCUGGCGCCAUUUUCACAGAAGUAAAGAAAGAGAAAAAGAAUAUUUCUUUCUUCGAGCUGAACGCCUGUCACGAAAGGAUAUCGUCGAAAAGGCGCUGUAAUUAUACUUUUUUACAGAUAUUUUGGCAACAUUGAACCAUAUGAAAUCUUUAUUAAAAUUCCAGAUCUCUUAUUCACUAAAUAUCUUCAGUCUCCUGAAUUAUUUUAAUAAUAAAUGAAAUUCGAUUAAACAAAAUUUGCAUUGAUAAGUUCAUAAAAGCGAGGAAAAUGUUUUUACAGCUGAAAUUAUUCAAAUUUAUCAUUUCAAUGUCAGAUUAAUUGCUAUCUAAAUCUAUUGAGAAACAAUUGCUAUUAAAAUAUUUUUAUAUACUACGCAUGGAUUGUGAGAAAAAACUAUUAUGUUCUAAUCUUUUUAUUUUUUUUUUUUACAAACAACAGUACAUACAAUUAUUUUCAUAACAUAAUGAUUGAAUAAAUUAUUUUUCACUUUAGAUAUUUAUAAAAUUUACAAAAAACGUUCAGUAGCAGUAUGCAAUCAAUUUAAACAAUAAAUUGUGUUAAAUAAACAUUUUUAGAAUGGCCUUUAUUGAAAAAUAUGUAAUCUUUCGAGCCUUAUAACUGAAUUUUGUAUAUAUAAUUAUUCUUGUGGAUAGUUUUUGUAAACUGUCAGAAUUUUUGAUAAAAAAGCAACUUCCAGUUGAGCUGAUUUCAUAACUUUCAUAUUUUCUUCGAAACAAAAAAAGACAAAGUAUUUCCUUGAAGGAUAUUUCCUAAAAUUCUUCAUGCCGGUAUGUACCAUAUUUGUAAAAAUAUAGUAAUUCAGAAGAAUUUGGUACUUUUAUGAAAUAUGUAUCUGAAAAUUAUGAACAAAAUGUCCAUGUAUAAAAUAUUUUCAAAAUUUG